Ectocarpus sp. CCAP 1310/34 is the source of this 1977-nucleotide messenger RNA. Lineage: Eukaryota; Phaeophyceae; Ectocarpales; Ectocarpaceae. The record is from the annotation of a GenBank genome assembly.
GCACCAUCCCCAUCAUGUAAAAACUGCAGCCUCGCACUCGCACCUCUGCCGCUGCACCACAUCUCACGUUCCUCUCCGUACUGGCCCGCAGCUGGGGAACCCGUUAUCGUCAUAUUGCCAACCAGAAACCUCCGCGUGUACACGAAACGACUCGGUGCACAUACCUAGUCGAGUUACAGCGGACGUCUCGAUGGCGACCUUCCUCCUCCUGGACGCCACGGACCAAGCCAUCACCCUGUGCUGGGAGCGCGGACCCGACGUCUUGGUCGAGGAAGUGCAAAUGAAAACCACGCCCACCGCCGACCAACAAAGGCAACAGCAAGAGGUGAAGGAUGGGAGUGAAGUGGGCAACGAGGUGACGCAGAGCAGCGGCUCCGACGGCGGCGGCCUCGGCGACGAAGGCGACUGGGUGACGCUGUCCAAAUCGCUGGGGUCUAGCGCCCUCAGGAAGAAAAAGCUCGCCCCCGGGACGGAGUACGUGUUUCGACGGAGGGCGAGAAAGCAGGAGGAGGAGGAGUGGGGGCCAUGGUCCAAGACUUCCGAGCCUUUCCGAACGCUCUCGGAGGGGGAAAUGCAGCCAAGCGCUCCGGAGAUCAAGCUGCGUGAGGCCGGUGCUCUUGUGAUGGAGUGGCCAGCAGUUCCAUCUGCAAGCGGUUACGAGAUUCAGAUGAGCACGUCGGGUAGCGAAUGGUGCACGCUCACGGCCUCGUUUGGGUCUACCCUCCUCAGGAAGAAAGGCCUAGAGAGCUCCAAGCAGUACCGGUUUCGACUCCGGCCCGUGUUCGACAGCGUCACGCAAGAGGGAGGGGGUGAAUGGGGGUGGUCCCCUUCGUCGGAUCUCGCCUCUCCGGCGGUGCUGAACUCCUUCUUGCGGUCUCAAGCGCCGGCGGAGUUGGUGGGGAGAGGGAAGGCGGUCGUGAGCAGAGACAUCCUCGCGGGGAAGAUUGUUGCCUUCUACUUUUCGGCCUCGUGGUGUGGUCCGUGCCGAAAGUACACUCCGCAGUUAGCGGCCCUGUACACCCGGGCCAAGGCCCAGCACAAGGCGUUCGAGGUGGUAUUCGUCAGCCUAGACGGGGACGAGGAGUCCAUGGACAGGUACCACGCCGGCAUGCCCUGGCCGGCCGUCCCAUACGACCACCCUUUCCGGGAAGACUUCGCGUCAAGCAAGGGAGUCAACUCGGUACCGCGACUCGUCGUGACGGGCAGGGGGGGCCAGGAGAUCGCGAGCAACGCCGUGGGGAUGACCUGGGAACAGCUUGUGACUUGGGAAGCGCACGGGUAGUUUUGUUCGUGUUGUUGACUGGCGUUUCAAGCGGGUCUGUCUGUUGUUUGAAACCGACCAACUGCGUACGAAUGAUGCAUGGCACGGGGGGCGUCUCGUUUGUGGAUUGAUUGUGUUUGUUUAGGUGGUCAUGUGAGACAGAGAGAGGCUGUCCGUCCGUCAUGACGGCGUGAGGCCUUGACGUUGGAGUCACCUUGUAGUCGUAACUUUUUUUUGUUUUUUAAGGCUUGCCCUUUUUGGAGACCUCACAUCUGGGCGGGCGUGGUGCUGCCGUGUUACCCGUCAAAGUCAGAUCCAUUCCCCUCUCCCAUUCCCCUCUCCCCAACAGGCCGCCGUGAGGCAUUGUUGACUGUGCAAAGAACCCGCUAGAAUGUCAUGAUCAGCAACCGCUUCGUGAACGUAUGCACAGCUAGUGAGAUACACAGCCGCCGAGGCUCCAGCUUGGAUGUCCGGUAUGAUUUGUGCCGGUCGUGCACAAUUCACGCCCCGAGCUACUGCCGGAAACACACGUGCGUUAUCACGGGAGGAGGGGAUACCGCGGGAUGCGUCGUAUUAUAAUAGUGGCGUUGUGUAGCAGCUAUUCCGCGUUAAGGUUGAGGAGGCUGGACCUUAUCGUCCAACCUCCUGGGCCUCCUGCCGGUGGGAGUGAGUCCGCUUAACAAAAGGUGCUUUGGGUCUACUUCCCCGCUAGGACU